Girardinichthys multiradiatus is the source of this 1712-nucleotide messenger RNA. RefSeq names its product motor neuron and pancreas homeobox protein 1-like. The record is from RefSeq and is a predicted model, not a curated record. Gene Ontology annotation, molecular function: DNA-binding transcription factor activity, RNA polymerase II-specific; sequence-specific double-stranded DNA binding. Gene Ontology annotation, biological process: central nervous system development; neuron projection morphogenesis; regulation of DNA-templated transcription. Gene Ontology annotation, cellular component: nucleus. Bases 222 to 971 code for a protein of 249 amino acids. NCBI's taxonomy places the organism in Eukaryota, Metazoa, Chordata, Actinopteri, Cyprinodontiformes, Goodeidae. The transcript is spliced from 3 exons.
GAGGGUUGUUAUGCAUAUGAUCAAAGCAGAAUUGGCCAGAAAAGGGACAAUUCUUCAACAAGAAGGAAGGGCAGCAAUUGGCACCAACACAUUUAAAUGACAGUUAAAUUUAGCCAAUUAGAAAAGAGCAUUCUACUUGCAGUUUUGAGUUUCAACAACUUAGGGGCUAUUUUACGCAAACUUAAGUAGCGCUUGCGUCUUGGAGGAGAAUCCCUACCUCCAUGGAGAAAUCCAAAAACUUUUGCAUUGACGCGCUCCUGGCGCAUGAUCCGGAGCAGAGGAGGGACAGGGACUUCGUGUCCCCGGGAAUGUUUCACAGCGGAAGACCCGAUUAUAGUCCAGAGUCGGCCUCUUGUCAUCCAAACUAUGCAAACACCUCUUCAGUGCAGCUAUCUACCGUAUCCAAGCCUCAUGUUUUCGACCUGUCUCAGUCAGGAUUCACCGCUCUGCAACAAGUUGGUCUUAUUGGAAUGCAUCCGAGAUCCAUGUAUCCGUUUGCGGGACUCGGGGGCCAGCACCCUGCCUUGAUGUAUCCGGCCUUUGCGCAGCUGGUUCAGCCUCAUCCGGAGCACACGAAGGGGGCCAAUGUAGCCACAAUGUUUCCAGUGGAUACUUGGAUCAGAGGAGGAAUGGUGAUGCAAAGAUUCGGAGAGUAUAGCGAACCAGGCCAGGCAGCCUUACUGGGUAGGAGUCGAAAGCCUAGAACAGCUUUUACCAGUCAGCAGCUCCUGGAACUGGAAAAUCAGUUCAAGCUGAACAAGUACCUGUCCAGGCCCAAACGCUUUGAGGUGGCCACCUCACUCAUGCUGACGGAGACUCAGGUGAAGAUCUGGUUCCAGAACAGGCGAAUGAAGUGGAAGAGAACUCGCAAAGUGAGGGAACAAGUUACGGCAACAUCUGUGACUGACAAUAUCAUGGACAUACAGUCUCAAACAUCAUCAUAUCUCUCUCAGCUGGAGCCUGGAAGAUGAAAAGCAGAGAGAAGUAGAGGAUUAGUUUGGAAUAGAGAAAAUGAAAGAGCUGAACGAAGUAUCUUUGGGCUCUGUCAGCUUCACAAGAUACAGAGGACUGGGGGUAGGGAGCUACACUUCUUACUCUGAGGAAAAGGUUGAGGAUGAUCUUCAAAGAGAAAGAAGUGCAACUUCUUUGUAUGAAGCUGCAGACAUGUACACUACUUGCUAUAUGUUUAUUUUGUUUGAUAUUUAUUAUGUUUUUUGUAACUAUACCAGAGUGGCUAGAUGAAGAGAUUGUUUUAGGUCAUAUUGCAAAUCCAUGUUUCCAGCUGGACCAUCUGUCAGUAAAUUAGAGAUGUUGUGCAGAAGUUGCUCUGCAGUUUUUACACAGUGGUUUUGAGUUCAUCACUUUUCCUUCACAGUUUAAAGACUAGCAUGCUAGAUUGCUGAUUUCAUGUUUUUCUUUGUAAGACUUAGUGACCAGGAAGUACAGAAUAGUAAACAGACACAAAACACCAAAACAGGUAUUGUGUAUGCACUUAAAUGAGAUAAACUUAAUUUAUUCUUGCUUAAGGUUUUGGGCAAAAAGACAAAAUGGAUUCGGAAAUUGAAACUAGUGAAGAAUGUCACCAAUACUACUUUAUUCUUGCUCUGUUACAAAGUAUUUACCUUGUAUACUGAAAUACUUUACACAUUUUGUCCUUUGAAAUAAAAUGUUCAUUUGCUCCACUUUUUACUUGUAACUCUUGGGGUUUUACU